Messenger RNA from Rubroshorea leprosula, 1317 nucleotides. The record is from the annotation of a GenBank genome assembly. Lineage: Eukaryota; Viridiplantae; Streptophyta; Magnoliopsida; Malvales; Dipterocarpaceae.
AUUUCCUGCAAUGAUUAAAUCAUCAACAUAGAUGAGAACCGCAAGGAAAUUGUUCCCUUGUUGGUAAGUGUUUACAACAUAGAUGGGAAUGUUAUCAAACCUUUCCCAUCUCCAAUACUUGUUAGUUGAUGGAGAUUUGAAGAUAAAAGGAGAAAAGGUUGUGAGAUUGAGCAAGUUGGAGACUUUUAAAGGUGUAUUCGAUGACAUACAAGGCUACAAUUAUUUUGUCAAGUCUCAAUAUUUCCAAAUUCUUACUAAUUAUGAGAUUGCAGUAGGAGAAGCAGGAUUCUCUAUUAUGAUGGACAUAAUUGACCCAAAGAAUUCUUUGGUUUAUAUUAAUAAAUGUGACUUAGGAAAAGAAUGUAUAGUGCUUCCAGAUAACCUUCAGAAUUUGGCGAUUGAUGAGGGUGAAAACAUGAGAAGCAGCUUAAAUAAAGCAGCUUUGUUGGGAAAGACAACCAAGUUGAACUGCUGUGGUAUUAGGGAUUGUGAAGAUAUGGAGUGCGUGGUUGACUUGGACUCAUCCUCCUGUCUAGUACUGGAUAAGCUUGAAGAGCUUUGUCUUUAUGGAUUGCCUAAAUUGAGUGUACUUGUGAGAGUGGAAGGAGUAACAACACCACCGCACGUCUUUUCCAAUCUUAAAAGGCUUCGUAUGUGGUUUUGUUCAGGAAUGAGGAAGUUGCUUCCACUUGAGCUGCUGCAGGCCUUACAAAACUUAGAGGAGAUUUAUGUUCACAGCUCCGAACAAAUGGAGGAGAUAAUAGCAUCAACAGAUUCAGAUGCAUCAGCGGAUAAAUUCACUUUUCCCAAGUUAAGGAGAUUGUUCUUGAGGAAUUUACCCCAAUUGAAGAGCAUCUAUAGUGCCAAAGGAGUUAUGGUUUGUGAUUCUAUUGAACAAAUUGUAAUAUGGAGAUGUUGGGAGUUAAAGAGGAUCCCUGUGCAGCUUCCCCUGCUUGAUAAUGGCCAACCAUCUCCUCCUCCUUGUCUCAGAGAAAUAGAGAUAGAUGAAAAGUCAAAAGAAUGGUGGGAAUCAGUGGAGUGGGAUCAUAAGAACCUACUUCAUCCUUUCUUGAAAUACAUAUGAUGACUGACAGAGAGCUGUUGAUUUAUUAAGUAUUCAAUUUUUAAUUUUAAGAAUGUUGAUUUCAUCUUAUGCACUAUCUCCUUUAUUUAUUUAUUCAUUUGUCUUUCAAUUUCUUUUCUAUCAUUUGCAAUCUAUAUUGAAGGAAACAAUUUCUAUUGUUUCAUUGAUUCUUGGAGGUUGGAUCGAAGGCAGUAAACGAUCAUGAUCCAGAGUAAGAAAUCGACAACUUAAAU